UGCGUGGCGCAGCGCUGGGGCGGCAAGCGCGAGGUCAUGUACACCGCCUUCAAGGCGCUGGGCGACUCCGUGGACUACGUGCAGGUCUGCGACUCAGACACGAGGCUGGACCCUAUGGCCCUGCUGGAGUUGGUGCGGGUGCUGGACGAUGACCCCCGGGUGGGGGCUGUUGGGGGGGACGUGCGGAUCCUCAACCCUCUGGACUCCUGGGUCAGCUUCUUAAGCAGCCUGCGGUACUGGGUGGCCUUCAACGUGGAGCGUGCCUGUCAGAGCUACUUCCACUGUGUGUCCUGCAUCAGUGGUCCCCUAGGCCUAUACAGGAACCACCUCCUGCAGCAGUUUCUUGAGGCCUGGUACAACCAGAAGUUCCUGGGCACCCACUGCACUUUUGGGGAUGACCGGCACCUCACCAACCGCAUGCUCAGCAUGGGCUACGCCACCAAGUACACCUCCCGCUCCCGCUGCUACUCGGAGACGCCCGCCUCCUUCCUGCGCUGGCUCAGCCAGCAGACGCGCUGGUCCAAGUCCUACUUCCGCGAGUGGCUGUACAACGCGCUGUGGUGGCACCGGCACCACGCAUGGAUGACCUACGAGGCGGUGGUCUCGGGCCUCUUCCCCUUCUUCGUGGCGCCUCACCUUCUCACUGCGAAAACAGAAGUGACGAGAAAGCCCUCCAAGUCCUCACCCCCAUGA
Messenger RNA from Myotis brandtii (Brandt's bat), 693 nucleotides. Its product is annotated as hyaluronan synthase 1. The annotation marks the transcript as partial. Gene Ontology annotation, molecular function: hyaluronan synthase activity. Lineage: Eukaryota; Metazoa; Chordata; Mammalia; Chiroptera; Vespertilionidae. Gene Ontology annotation, biological process: hyaluronan biosynthetic process; extracellular matrix assembly. The record is from RefSeq and is a predicted model, not a curated record. The transcript has 5 exons.